UUCAUUACUGAGUUGGCAAUUGGCAGAGCAAUCAUAAUAAGUUUUUGCUUCUCUGAGUAGGAUUGGAUGGACAGACUGAUGGGGUUGCCCUUGCCCCAGUGCAACUAUUAUCUAUUUAAACAUCUCAAUCAGGAGUCUGUAGAGAGCAAUUUGCCAAGAUUUGCUAAUUGCGUGAUACGAUUCCCUCUCGAAGAUUCAAGUGUGAGCGGCACAAUAAUCAUGGCCGAGGGUGAUCCCUCUGACGCGGUGCUAUUCGUCGGGAUCAGCUUAGUGUUGGGGAUAGCCUGUAGGCACGCUCUCGGAGGGACGCCUGUGCCCUACACUCUCGCUUUACUUCUUCUCGGCAUUGCCCUUGGCGCCUUAGAAUACGGAACACACCAUAGGUUGGGAAAGCUUGGCGAUGGGAUCCAUCUUUGGGCUAAUAUUGAUCCUGAACUUCUCUUGGUUGUGUUCCUUCCCGCACUUCUCUUCGAGAGUUCAUUUUCAAUGGAAGUGCACCAGAUAAAGAGGUGUAUAAUGCAAAUGUUUCUACUUGCUGUUCCUGGAGUUCUCAUUUCAACCUUUUGUCUUGGAGCUGCUCUGAAGCUUGCUUUCCCUUAUAACUGGAGCUGGAAAACAUCAUUACUGCUUGGUGGUCUCCUCAGUGCUACUGAUCCUGUGGCUGUCAUAGCCCUCCUGAAAGAGCUGGGAGCUAGCAAAAAAUUGAGUACAAUAAUUGAAGGAGAGUCUUUGAUGAAUGAUGGGAUAGCAAUUGUUGUCUAUCAAUUGUUUUACCGGAUGAUUCUUGGCUGGGAUUUCAACUGGGGUGGCUUAGUAAAAUUUUUGUCAGAAGUCUCUCUUGGAGCUGUGGCUAUGGGUCUUGCUUUUGGAAUAGCAUCUGUCUUUUGGCUAGGAUUUAUAUUCACUGACACUGUUAUUGAGAUUUCUCUCACACUUGCUGUGAGCUACCUAGCAUUUUUCACUGCCCAAGAAGGAUUUGAAAUUUCAGGAAUUUUGGCUGUCACGACUUUGGGGAUGUUCUACUCUGCUGUGGCUCGCACCGCCUUUAAGGAAGAAAGUCAGCAAAGUUUACAUCAUUUUUGGGAAAUGGUUGCCUAUAUUGCUAAUACUUUAGUCUUCAUCUUAAGUGGUGUAGUUAUAGCUGAAAGUGUUCUCAGCAGCGACAUCAUAUUUAAAACCCAAGAAAAUUCUUGGGGUUAUCUGGUCCUUCUGUAUGUGCUUGUUCAAGUAGCUAGAGCAAUUGUGGUUGGAGUAUUGUUUCCAUUUAUGCAAUAUUUUGGUUAUGGUCUGGACUGGAGAGAAGCCACUAUUCUUUUCUGGUCUGGCCUGCGUGGGGCAGUAUCACUGGCGCUGUCACUCUCUGUAAAGCGUUCCAGUGAUAAUUCACCAUAUAUCUCUCCCGAUACUGGAGAUUUGUUUGUCUUUUUGACCGGUGGAAUCGUGUUUCUUACUCUGAUUGUGAAUGGGUCUACUACACAAUUUAUUUUACAUUUUCUUAAGAUGGAUAAUCUUUCGCCAGCAAAGAAACGGAUAUUGAAUUACACAAAGUAUGAAAUGUUAAAGAAGGCACUGGAAGCCUUUGGUGAUCUUAGGGAUGAUGAAGAACUAGGACCAGCUGACUGGACUACUGUUAGGAGAUACAUAAAGAGCCUAAACGAUGCGGAUGGUGAACAAAUACACCCUCAUUCUGUAUCUGAAAAUAAUAAUAUUCUGGACUGUAUGAAUUUGAAAGAUAUUCGAGUUCGCUUUUUAAAUGGUGUUCAGGCAGCCUACUGGAUCAUGCUUGAUGAGGGAAGGAUUAACCAAACUACCGCUAAUCUUCUAAUGCGAUCUGUUGAUGAAGCGCUUGACCUUGUAUCUCAUGAAUCCCUGUGUGAUUGGAAAGGUUUAAAAUCUUAUGUGAAUAUCCCAAAUCACUUUAAGUUUUUUCAAUCAAGCAUUAUCUCUCAAAAGCUUGUUACAUACUUUACUGUUGAGAGAUUAGAGUCUGCUUGCUAUAUUUGCGUGGGCUUUCUUCGCGCCCACAGAAUUGCAAGAGCGAAACUACACGACUUUAUUGGAGACAGUGAGAUUGCAGCCAUGGUUAUUAGCGAAAGUGAGCAAGAGGGUGAGGAAGCAAGACACUUUUUAGAUGAUGUUCGUGUUACGUUUCCUCAGGUGCUACGUGUUGUGAAAACAAGACAAGUUACAUAUUCAGUGCUGAUUCAUUUGAUUGAAUAUGUUAAUAAUCUUGAGAAGAUAGGGUUACUAGAAAAAAGGGAGAUGAUUCACCUUCAUGAUGCUGUCCAGACUGACUUGAAAAAAUUCCUAAGAAAUCCACCGUUGGUGAAAACUCCCAAAAUAAAGGAUCUGAUAUCAGCAAAUCCUCUGCUAGGAGCACUACCAGCCACAGCACGUGAGGCACUAGCAGGAUCUACAAAAGAAAUAAUGAGACUAUCUGGAACCACCCUUUAUAAGGAGGGAUCAAAGCCAACUGGUAUCUGGUUAUUGUCAAAUGGAGUGGUGAAGUGGUCAACUAAAGAUACAAGUACUAAUCAGUUCCUGCAUCCAACGUUUACUCAUGGGAGUACUCUGGGACUGUAUGAAGUGCUUGCUGAAAAGCCCUACACCUGCGAUAUUGUUACCAACUCUGUGGUCAUGUGCUUCUUUAUUGAGACUGAAAAAAUACUCUCUGUAUUGAGAUCUGAUCCUGCUGUGGAAGAUUUCUUUUGGCGGGAAAGUACUAUUGUUCUUGUUAAAAUCAUGCUUCCUCGCGUGUUUGAGAAAAUGUCAAUGCAAGACCUGCGAACGCUUAUUGCUGAAAGAUCAAUAUUGAAUGUCUACAUCAGAGGGAAGAGUUUUGAGUUACUCCCUCAAUCUGUCGGUUUCCUAUUGGAAGGUUUCAUAAGACAACAAGGUGGGGAAGAAGAGAUGCUUACAGCUCCCGCAGCUAUUUUGCCAUGUCCAGAUCAAAGUUUCUCCCAAUCAGAAACAUUAGCUGGCGCCGAAGCGGGAAGUUCCUAUCGUCAAGUGCCGGUGUAUCAAGUUGAGACGAGGUCAAGGGUGAUCAUAUUUGACAUCGCAGGAUUUGAGGCUGGCAGAAGUCUUCAGAAGAGUACAUCUUCUCUAAUAUCGCAUUCGGCUGAUCGUCACUCUGGAUCUUUCGGUAGAGAGCAUAGUGGUCUUAUUAAUUGGCCUCAACAUCUUUUGAAUUCUAGUCGUCAUGAUGGGGAAACUUCAGGUGACAAUGCUGUUUGAUCAGAAGUCGAGUAAAGUCGGCACACAGUCUUUCGAAUCCAAGAGUUCCUUCGGUUCCUACACAGCGUCUAAUGGUUUCAGCCAAACCAGAAGGGUUGACUACAUUGAAACAGAAAUUUAGAGUUCACGAGUAUGAACAAGUAGGCAAUGCACCAGAAUCCGAUGAAAGCCGUGCAAGAAGGGAUGAAUGAAGUGAUGCUUCUGGGGUGAGGAAGAACAUAUUGUGAGAAUUUUAUUCGCCAAACAGACCGCCUUUUCGACAAGCUCCUUGAAUCGCCAUUGUUGUCGUCCCUGCAGUUGGAUGCUACUUUCAAUUAUACCUCUGUUUAUAGGAUAUCAUGUUUCAUGAUGUUUUAUUCUAUAAGCUAAGCUGAGCUACAUUAACCGAAUGGGCUUGGACUUGAUACAAUCGUACUUAAUCAUUUUCACAAUACUGUUGAUGUUAAUGAUUCACAUUUCACAUACUCCCAUAGCAUGGCAUAAUCUAUAUAUAUCCUUU
This is a messenger RNA of Salvia hispanica, 3736 nucleotides long. The record is from RefSeq and is a predicted model, not a curated record. Lineage: Eukaryota; Viridiplantae; Streptophyta; Magnoliopsida; Lamiales; Lamiaceae.